AUGAACAACCAAGCGCUGCAACUUCAACGUCAAGGGGACUUUCAAGCGGCAGAGCGUGUCUAUCUUCAGGCCAUACAGGUCAAGGAGGCUGGUCUGGGUACAGAGCACUUCACGACUGCGGUCUCGUACAAUGGUCUCGGGGAACUCUACCUCAAGAUGGACCGUCUCGACGAGGCAGGAGAAUAUCUCAACAAGGCACUGCGUAUCCGCAGCGUAUCCGGACCCAAGGUCGAUCUCGCAUACACCCGGGACAAUCUCGGGAGACUUCAUGAAAUGAGAGGCGACUUGGAGGCGGCUCAAGAUAUCCGUCUGCAAGGCGCCCCUGAAGACAACAUCGCAUGCAGCAAUUAUGCUUGCGCAAACCUAUCCAACAAACUGAGCGCCCUAUCGCAAUGCACCGUCUGCAAGGCCAUCUACUACUGCUCGAAGCCGUGCCAGAUGGCGGAUUGGAAGCGGCACAAGAAGUUCUGCCGCCGUGUCGACGGCUCAGCCACAAAGGCCUAG
Trametes versicolor FP-101664 SS1 is the source of this 504-nucleotide messenger RNA. RefSeq lists its product as uncharacterized. The transcript has 4 exons. The record is from RefSeq and is a predicted model, not a curated record. Bases 1 to 504 code for a protein of 167 amino acids. Lineage: Eukaryota; Fungi; Basidiomycota; Agaricomycetes; Polyporales; Polyporaceae. Gene Ontology annotation, molecular function: protein binding.